This is a messenger RNA of Coccomyxa subellipsoidea C-169, 2226 nucleotides long. RefSeq lists its product as hypothetical. Bases 1 to 2226 code for a protein of 741 amino acids. Gene Ontology annotation, biological process: mismatch repair; reciprocal meiotic recombination. The transcript is spliced from 13 exons. Gene Ontology annotation, molecular function: ATP binding; mismatched DNA binding; ATP-dependent DNA damage sensor activity. The record is from RefSeq and is a predicted model, not a curated record. Gene Ontology annotation, cellular component: nucleus. NCBI's taxonomy places the organism in Eukaryota, Viridiplantae, Chlorophyta, Trebouxiophyceae, Coccomyxaceae.
AUGGCAGAGCAGAAAUCCUUGGAAGGUGCAAACACCGAUGAUCCUGAGAUUGCCCAUCUUCUUGUAGCUGUGAUAGAAAACAGAGCCAAGGAAGUUGGCAUUGCCGUCUUUGAUCCAGUGCAGGUCUCCCUGCGCCUGCUUCAAUUCAUAGAGUCCUCCAGAACGUACACAACCAGCUUGAGCAUCCUUCGAGCCUACAUUCCUUCCCAGCUCAUCGUUGUUGGAUCAAACCAAGAAACACUGAGCUCAGGAAUCAACAAAGCUGCACGACCUUUCCAUCAGGUUCCGAUGUCAAGGACAUGCUUUGACGAUACUAAGGGCAGCCUUGCAGUCAGUCACUGCGCAUCAGAGGCGACUCGAGCAGACCUUGAAGGCACUGCGCUGCGCAGCAACUACUACCUUGCCCUGGGAGCAGCAGGAGCCCUUUUGCAUUUCCUGGAACAGGAGCAGCACACGGUGCUGGCGGGAGGCACGCUGCAUGUGAUGUAUGUGAGCCCGACCUCAUACAUGCACAUUGACAUUGCCACCGUACGGGCACUGGAGCUCAUCAAGCCGAUGAAGGCGCCCACUCAGGGAUCCAGGGGCGGGAGCCUGUUCUGGUGGCUCAACCACACCAAGACCAGAUCUCCAAAUGUCAUGUUGCUGCAGGCGAAUUUAUUGCAGCCUCUGACAGACAUAGGCACCAUCCAGCUGCGCUAUAAUGUUGUGGAAGAGCUGCUGGGCUCAGAUGACCUGGCCUGCAGCAUUGGGCACUGCCUCGCCAGCCUACCUAACAACCUGGACAAGUUGUGCAGCGGCCUGGCGUUUUGGCCAUCGGCUCCAGGCAAAGACCCAGUGCAGCGCAUAGCCAGCUUGGUGCAGAGCGUGAUCCUGCUGAGAGAGGCGCUGACAGCCCUUCCCAGCUUGGCUGAUGCUCUGGAGCCAGCCAAGAGCGAGCUGCUCAAAGCGGUACGCGCAAACGCCUCGCACCCAGUCUUUGCAGAGCUGCUGCAAGUCAUCGAUGCUGCCCUGGACAGCGAUGUGUCAUCGAGCAAGGCAGCCUUUGUCAACCGCACGCAGCAGUGCUUCGCUGUGAAGAGCGGUGUCGACAGCUUCCUUGACCUGGCGCGCACAUCUUUCUGCCGCAUCUCAGAAGAGAUCCACGAGCUGGCUGCCAAGUACAGAGAGACCCACGGCAUCGUAUCCCUCAAGGCAGCGCAGUUGCAGUAUGCAGCCAAGCGGGGCUUCUACCUGAUGGCGCAGCGGCCGGGCGCGAAGACAAAGGAGGGGACCGUGCCUCCGCUGCCCAGGAAGUUCGUACAGUUGGAGGGUGGCACGCGCAACAGAGUGACCAUUGCCUGUACCACCGCAGAACUGAAUGCCCUGAACGCCCGCCUGAAGGACGCCACCAACGACUGCAUGAUCAUCACCCAGCAGAUCUUGGAGGGGACGGUCAGCACUGCCUGCCAGCGCCUCUCCAUGAUGCAUCGCCUCAUCGACAGCGUGGCACUCCUCGACAUGCUCGCAUCCUUUGCACUUGCGAUUAGUCAAUCGGACGGCAAUUAUGUGCGGCCGCAGCUGACAGAGCAUGGCCCCAUGGCUAUUGUGGAGGGGCGGCACCCCCUGGUGGAACAGCUGAUGGACACCGAGUACCAAGCCAAUGACACAUACCUUGCCGAGAGUUCCAGCUUCUAUGUGAUCACGGGGCCAAACAUGGCGGGGAAGACCACAUACCUGCGCCAGGUGGCGCUGAUCACAAUCCUGGCGCACAUGGGCUGCCAUGUGCCUGCCAGGCUGGCAUCCCUGCGCCCAGUGGACGGGCUGCUGACUCGCAUCGGCACAUCUGACAGCAUCGAGAACAACUCCAGCAGCUUCAUGUCAUGCUGGACAGUAUUUAGCUGGUGGCUGCAGGAGACCGCUCACAUCAUUGGCCAUGCCACCGACCGCAGCCUAGUGCUCAUUGAUGAGCUGGGGAGGGCCACAUCCACAGCAGACGGGGUCGCGAUAGCAUGGGCGAUCUCAGAGCACUUGAUCGGCGUGGGCGCCUUCACCCUGUUUGCAACGCACUUCUCCCCUCUCGGGGAGCUGGCUGAAAUGUACCCCAGCUGCAAGCAGUGGCACUUUGGGGUGGACACUGGGGAGCAGAGGCUGCAGUACGGCCACAAGCUGCUGCCAGGACAGGCCGCUGUCCUGCACUAUGGCCUCCUGAUGGCUCCCGCUGUAAGUGAAUCUUCUCAAUUUCAUUGA